Messenger RNA from Dovyalis caffra, 1062 nucleotides. The record is from the annotation of a GenBank genome assembly. Lineage: Eukaryota; Viridiplantae; Streptophyta; Magnoliopsida; Malpighiales; Salicaceae.
AUGGAGUGGGUAAGAGGAGGCUGCCUUGGCUACGGCAGUUCAUCUACAGUCCACCUUGCAACCCCCAAAAACUCAUCUUUUUCGUAUCCCGCAGUGAUGGCGGUGAAGUCCUGCAACCAAGCCGACGCCAACAUCCUCGAGAACGAGAGAGAAAUUUUGAAUGAAAUUGGCUUCUGUCCAGAAAUCAUCCAAUAUUUCGGCGACUGUCAAACUACCGAAGAAAACAGCGAAUGCUUAUAUAAUUUGCUUUUGGAGUAUGCUGAAGGAGGCAGCUUAUCUUACAAGCUCAAGAAGUCUGGUGGUUGCUUGCAAGAAAGUGAUGUAAAAAAUUACACAAAAUCGAUACUGAAAGGUCUGCGCCAUAUUCACACAAAAGGGUUUGUUCACUGUGACUUGAAGCUUGAUAAUAUUUUGCUGUUUGAGAAUGGUCAUGAAGUGAAGAUUGCGGAUUUUGGGUUGGCAAAGAAAGCAGGGGAGAAACAGGGGAGGGUGGAAAUUAGAGGGACUCCUCUUUACAUGGCACCUGAAUCAGUCAACAACAAUGAAUACGAGUCAGGGGUUGAUAUUUGGGCUCUUGGGUGUUCUAUUGUUGAGAUGGUGACAGGGAAACCAGCAUGGAAUUGUAAGCCAGGAACCAAUAUGUUUGCGUUGCUGAUCAGAAUUGGAGAGGGAGAUGAAUUGCCAAUGAUACCUGAAGAAUUGUCCCAAGAAGGCAAAGAUUUUUUGUCGAAGUGUUUUGUUAAAGAUCCUACACAAAGAUGGACUGCUGACAUGCUUUUGGAACAUCCUUUUGUUGCUAACCAAGUUAAAGAAACUGUUCCAUUGAAAGAAGAAAGUGAAGAAUUAUCAACAUCACCAAGAUGCCAUUUUGAUUUCUCUGAGUGGGUUUCUGUUCAAUCAUCAUCGCCACGAUCAGAGUUUUGGUCCGAUGGCAAAGUGGAUUCAAUAUUCCCUUCAUUAAAUUCAUCUUGUUGGACUUCGCCGGCUGAUAGAAUCCGGCAGCUAACAGGUGAUCGGAGUUGCAAUUGGUCUGACUCUGGGUGUUGGGUCACCGUUAGAUGA